This is a messenger RNA of Arabidopsis lyrata subsp. lyrata, 918 nucleotides long. Its product is annotated as nucleolin 1. Bases 1 to 717 code for a protein of 238 amino acids. The record is from RefSeq and is a predicted model, not a curated record. NCBI's taxonomy places the organism in Eukaryota, Viridiplantae, Streptophyta, Magnoliopsida, Brassicales, Brassicaceae. Gene Ontology annotation, molecular function: RNA binding. The transcript has 7 exons.
AUGGAAGGGUUUGAAUCGAACGGUAGUGAUGCAUCAAACAUUCCAAAAGACCGUAUCUUUAGCAGGAUCCGCGUUGAGGGAUAUGAUACUUCGAUUUAUGAGUAUGAUCUCGAGCUCGCGUUGACAAAACAUUUCUCUUCAUGCGGAGAGAUCUCACAUAUUUAUAUUCCCAGAAACUUUGAAAAGGGUAUCCUCAAGAGCUUUGCCUUCGUUGACUUUGCCACAGAAGGUGCCGUAGAGAAGGCGUUGAACCUUAGUCGAAGUGCCGUCGAGGGAGGAUGGCGUGUAUUCGCUGAGGAGUCACCGUUUAAUGGAGACUACAUUGAUCCUGGAUGGGCUGAUGUGUCAUUCAAACACUUCAGUUCAGAACGCACGAUGAUAGUUUCGGGAUAUGACACUUCGCUCCCUGAGAUUGAUCUCCAGAUCGGGCUGAGUAAACAUUUCUCUUCAUGUGGAGAGGUCACCGGUGUUGACAUUCUCCCCACCUGCAGGAAAGCUAUCAUUUCUAUUCGGGAAGAAGGAGCAGCAGAAAAGGCCCUCGAACUUAGUGGACGUGACAUGGGAGGAUGGAACAUUACAGUUGAGUGUGUCAUGCCGCCAAUGGACUCGGAAAAAAAUUUCCCAACAUCCAAUCGUGCUCCACCCUCCAUACUUGGCAUUAUGAAGAAGAUGAAGAAGAAGAUGAAGAAGAAGAUGAAUAAGAAGACUACCGAUUAGAAUUCUCUCUCUUGGGAUUAGGAGCAGACUAAGCUCUUUGGUUGGUGUUUUAAACUUAUUGUGACGAUACACCAAAAACGCAGCCUCUUUUCUUUCUUUUUCAUCACUCUUUUGUUUUUGUCUGGAUGUUGACAGCAAUAAUCAUUAUCAGCCUUGGUUAUUUACCUUAGAGUAUUGGAUAAUGAAGAAAUUAUCUCUAUA